UGUUUCCUUUUGGGCGUUCCUACAACAGUCGUUCUCUUUUUUGGUGGCCUCGCUUUUUUGAACUUUGAUUCUUGGGCGGUGAGAACUUUUUGGGAUGCCUCAUGCCUUCCACGGGUCUAUAUAAGAAGGGGCUCAGGUGGAGCAACGUUGCACUGAAGGAAGGAGAGAAAGAGGUGUGAGGAAAGGUAUCCAAGAAAGACUCUUGCAGCUUCUAAGGUAGAACCCCUCCGCAGAGAGCUCUAUAAAUUCCUAGCUUCAUUUCACAGAACAGUCCUUGUUAAGGUUCUCUCCAUUUCUCUUCUCCCCUCCAAUAUUCUCCUAGCUCUUCUCUUCUCUAUAAGAAGACUAGUCUUUUUGGUUCUCUCUCUGUUGGAUCACAUCAGCAGCCUUGUUUAACUCUGGUUUGCUUGCCCAUUUCAAGGAAAAGCUGUGAAUGGUCUUUUUCCAGGACCAUUUUGUGAUUGCCCAAAAGCAAAGCACCAGCCUGUUUUAGUCUUUUCCCAGACCUAAAUCCAGCAAUCCCCAUAGCUUAUAUUGAACCAUUCUGCCUGAGUUUAUAGGCACCUCUAUAUAUUCUUCUACUCUACAGUUCUCUUCCUUAUUUUGAGGUAAAAAUAAAGAGGCACCAUGGGGGGCACCUUAGAAUACUUCUCAGGCUUGUUUGGCAGCAGCCGCAGGCACAGGAAGAGGAAGCAGUUCCAGACUGUGGAGCUCAAGGUCAGGAUGGAUUGUGAUGGCUGCGAACUCAAAGUUAAAAAUGCUCUCUCCUCAAUGAAAGGAGUUAAAUCUGUGGACAUCAAUAGAAAGCAGCAGAAGGUGACUGUGAGUGGAUAUGUUGAGCAACACAAGGUCCUGAAGAAGGCGCAAUCCACAGGCAAAAAGGCUGAGAUAUGGCCUUACGUUCCUUACAACCUGGUCAUGCACCCAUAUGCUGCCCAUGCCUAUGACAAGAAGGCACCCCCAGGCUAUGUGAGGAAUGUGGAGGCCAUCACCAUCUCCAGCCAGCCAUUUAGGCAGGAGGACCAGCUCACCAACUUGUUCAAUGAUGACAACCCAAAUGCCUGCUCAAUUAUGUGAAGGAGAACAGAUCCAAAGAGAUGGAGUUUUUUUUUCCCUAUUAUUUCAAGAGGCCCCAGCUGAGCCCUUUCAGUUUCCCUGUCAUGAUCAAAGUUAAAAGAGGUUUAUAUUUAUUUGUUUCUAUAUAUUAAAAUUUAGGUGGCUUGGAUUGGAAGAGAUGUAGCUUUGCAGUAAAGAAGUGUUGGCCUGUCUUGUCUCUUCGGAGCAGAUGAGUCUGGAAUAGUCUCCCUCCUGGGACCAGUUGGAAGGUGUAGGUUCUUAUGGAAUAGCCACAGAUCAUCUACUCUGCUGUCCUUUCGAAUAAGGUUGCAGUUUAUUUUAUUCCUGA
Phoenix dactylifera (date palm) is the source of this 1405-nucleotide messenger RNA. RefSeq names its product heavy metal-associated isoprenylated plant protein 23-like. NCBI's taxonomy places the organism in Eukaryota, Viridiplantae, Streptophyta, Magnoliopsida, Arecales, Arecaceae. The record is from RefSeq and is a predicted model, not a curated record. Gene Ontology annotation, molecular function: metal ion binding.